Petromyzon marinus (sea lamprey) is the source of this 1106-nucleotide messenger RNA. NCBI's taxonomy places the organism in Eukaryota, Metazoa, Chordata, Hyperoartia, Petromyzontiformes, Petromyzontidae. The record is from RefSeq and is a predicted model, not a curated record.
UCGCAUUUCAGCGGCUGUUUUCAAACGCGCGCGGUUUUUUUUUUGAUUCGCCGACGUGAAGUAACUCGAAGGGAAUGGAUUGUUGGGGGGCGGGGAAGGGCGUUUCUUCGACGGCGAAUCUGCGUGUCGAGAACGAAGGGGAGAAGCCCCUUGCCGGCGUGCGUCGCGAGUCCACGUGGGUCGCGCACGCCACCCCAGGGCCGUACCCCCAACCAUGAGCGCAGCAGCAGGAGCAGCAGCAGGAGCAGAAGCAGCAGGAGCAGCAGGAGCAGCAGCAGCAGCAGGAGCAGCAGCAGGAGCAGCAGGAGCAGCAGCAGGAGUUUCCGACAGCAGCUCGGACCAGAGCGGAGCGGCGUGCCCGGGCGGCGGAGUGCAUCCUGCGUCCACGGACGACGCAACGCACGAAAGUCCGGGGAGCGCGAGCGAAGGUGACGUUGCUGUCGGAGGAGGAGGAGGAGGAGGCGGAGGAGGAGGAGGAGGAAGAGGCGGGGAGGAGGACGAGGAGGAGGAGGAGGAGGAGGAGGCGGGUGCCGCCGCCGCCGCCGCCAAGGACGAGGUGGCCAGGCUGCGACGGUGCUCGUACGAGGGCUGCGGCGAAACGACAGCGCGCGUCGUGCGGCAGGCCGGGCAGCUCCCCGCCGGCGGCCAUCACCACGCGUGGAUGUGCAAGAAGCACAAGAACAAGACGUACAAGGCCAAGUUCAAGACCAAGAAGAAUUUCUCGGCUGGCGGCGCGGGAGGAGGCGGCGGCGGCGGCGGCGGCGGCGGCGGCAGCGGGACCAAGGACAAGAAGGACCUGGCGGCCGCCCAGCAGCGGAGGGGCACCCCCAUCAAGGAGCCGCCCGUGGGACGCAAGGUCACGCUGCUGGAGUGCGUGCUGAACCAGAAACGACAGGCCCUGUUGCGCAGCCCCGCGGUCAUGCAGACGUUGCGCGGGCACCAGCAGAGGUGCCUGCAGACCUUCGCCACCGACGUGGAGCCGCAGCCGUGACGGGACGCCCACCGUUUGCGUCGUUCGCCGGCGGCGGCGGAAGCUGCGUGCCCGCACGCGUGUUGUACGCGUGUUGUACGCGUGUUGUACGCGUGUUGUACACGUGUUGUACGCG